GCCCAGUCUCAAGCGCUCUUCCUGGUUUAAUAUACUGUCAAGACGACCGCCUUCAACAAGAUAAUUGUAAAGUAGCUAUAAAGUUUUAAAACAGAAAGAUGACGGAGGCAUGAGUGGUAUUCCUGUACAUAAGACAAACCCAACGCAUUUUGUUACCAAUUGAAACUAAAUCGCAAAUGAAUGAGAAGUUUAAUGCAGACAACUGUCAGAAAGCCAAAACAGGUCGACUUCAUCUCGCUAGCUUACGUUAGCUAGUCUGCUAACGCUAGUUAACCAUAUUUUAAGACAUCGAAACGAAGACACCGCCAGAACAGCUAGUAGCAGGUGCGGGAGCUAGCUAGUUGCAAAACUAGCCAGCGCACUUGCCUGGGUAUUGAAAACGAUUUCUUAGCACUGGUGUUACUCCUAGGACAACCAUGGAAGACAAGGACAAAGUACAGAUGAGGAAUCACCCACGCAGGCAGCUGAAGAAGCUGAGUGAAGACAGCCUGACCAAGCAGCCAGAAGAAGUGUUUGAUGUCCUGGAGAAGCUUGGUGAAGGGUCCUAUGGCAGUGUGUUCAAGGCCCACUAUAAGGAGACAGGGGAGAUUGUGGCCAUCAAGCAGGUUCCUGUAGAGUCAGACCUGCAGGAGAUCAUCAAGGAGAUCUCCAUCAUGCAGCAAUGUAACAGUCCCCAUGUGGUCAGGUACUAUGGAAGCUACUUCAAGAACAGCGACCUUUGGAUCGUCAUGGAAUUCUGUGGUGCCGGCUCGGUCUCAGACAUCAUACGGCUACGUAACAAAACGUUAACAGAGGAUGAGAUAGCAGCGAUCUUCCAGUCUACGCUGAAGGGACUAGAGUACCUCCACUUCAUGAGGAAGAUCCACAGAGACAUCAAGGCUGGCAACAUCCUGCUCAACGCCGAGGGGCAGGCCAAGCUGGCUGACUUUGGCGUGGCAGGACAGCUCACUGACACCAUGGCCAAGCGUAACACGGUGAUCGGCACACCCUUCUGGAUGGCCCCUGAGGUGAUCCAGGAGAUCGGCUACAACUGCGUGGCAGACAUCUGGUCCCUGGGGAUCACCGCCAUCGAGAUGGCCGAGGGCAAGCCCCCCUAUGCAGAUAUCCACCCCAUGAGGGCUAUCUUCAUGAUCCCCACCAACCCCCCGCCCACCUUCAGAAACCCAGACUCCUGGUCAGAACCCUUCAGAGACUUUGUCACUCAGUGUCUGGUGAAGAACCCGGAGAACCGGGCCACAGCCACCCAGCUGUUACAGCACCCGUUCAUCAAAGCCUCCAAGUCCAGCAGCAUCCUGCGAGCGCUGAUCACAGACGCCAUGGAGAUCAAGCUGAAGAAGCAGGAGGCCGAGGAGAGGGAGCAGGACGCCGAGGACGACGACAACUCUGAUGAGGACGAUGUGGACCAGGGCACGAUGGUGCGGGCAGGGACAGGGACGGGGGUGGACACCAUCAAGGCGGCGGGGGGCUCGCUGGCCAGCUCCCUGGGAGGCACGGCACGGACCAUGAUCGAGCACGGGGACACGGGCACCAUGGUGGACACCCAGCUGGGCACCAUGGUCAUCAACUCUGACGAGGAGGACGAGGUGGAGGGUGGCACCAUGAAGAGACGGGAUCACGACACGAUGCAGCCGUCCAAGCCCUCCUUCCUGGAGUACUUUGAGCAGAAGGAGAAGGAGGCCAACAGCCACCAGCAGGCAGGAGAGCAGGGCCACAACGCAGACAACCGCAAGCUACCAGCAGAGGGCGACCUGGAAGUGAUGCGUUCGUGGAGUGUGGAGGACCUGCGUGUGCGCCUGGCCUCCCUGGACCCCCAGAUGGAGCAGGAGAUCGAGGAGAUCCGCCAACGCUACCAGGCCAAGAGGAGACCCAUCCUGGACGCCAUCGAGGCCAAGAAGCGACGCCAGCAGAACUUCUAACCCACACACCCAAACACCCCGGCACAGGCACUGUUGGAUUGCACUGGACUCAACUGGGUCUGGUCUGAACUAGACUGGAGAUGAGACUAGACCAGACUCUGUAGGAUCUUGGUCACCUGACACUGGGCAGGUGGAACACAUUGCAUGGAUCGCUCGAUUCCACUAUGGCUCCCGUCCUCUUGGGCCAGUUACUUCCCUCGAACCCAACCGCUUAACUCUCCCAAACAUGCAUGUUCCUGCAUUAAGUUAUUCAGAUGACCGUUUGAGGGCACGUCAGACCUCUUUAAAGUAUUCUUCCUCUUCAACGACGUGGUUGCACAUUCUUAGUUUGCCUUCCUCUAUUGGUACGCAUUGAUCAAUGUGUUUUGCUUUAUGUCCGUCCAUGUAACACCGCAUCAUAACUUGCCUGGCUUUCAUGGAUUCAGUUUAAGCUGAAUUACCUACCAGAGAAAAAAAAACGGUUUAAGGGAAACAUUGACCUAAUUUACUGUACCUUUUUGUGCCUCAUAUAAUCUGUUCAUUUGUUGUUUCUCAUCAUUUGGUACUUAUUCAGCGAUACUUUUCAAAAAACAUUUGAUUUGUUACUCAUCUUGGUCACGGCUGCCUCCAGCCAAACUACCGGAACACGGAGGAGGAGAGCAGGAACUCAGACACAAGCAGCAACCGGAGAGACCACAGCAUGUAACUCAGACACAAGCAGCAACCGUAGAGACCACAGCAUGUAACUCAGACACAAGCAGCAACCGUAGAGACCACAGCAUGUAACUCAGACACAAGCAGCAACCGUAGAGACCACAGCAUGUAACUCAGACACAAGCAGCAACCGUAGAGACCACAGCAUGUAACUCAGACACAAGCAUUUUUUUAUAUCGUUCAAACUUUUGGUAUUCAUCCAGUUAUUCCAUGCAUAGAUGGACUAUAGUUAUGAUGUUUUUCUAUCUCGGAUAGUAGUUACAGACAGACCAGUAGGAGGAGCAUCAGGGAAAGUUUGUGCUUUUUUUGGUUUGAUGUACAGAAAUAUACAUAUAAGUGCAAACUAGGGUUACACUCAAUUCUGUUUGGCCCUGUUGCUAAUCUUCAGACACUCAAAUUCUGUCCGCAAACCGCUGACAGUAACUCUGUGAAUGAAAUGGUUGUGGAUAGAGUUAAUGUGAUGUCUAGUUGAGGGUUUGUUUGGCGUUCGUCAAGAGUGUUCACAUUCUAAAGACCCUCUAUAGACGUCUAUAGAUUCUCUAUCAACUGUCUACUUGGCCUGUACAAUCUAUAGACUCUUUAGACCAUCUACAGACUUCCCUCUCGAACCUGUAAACCCUCUAUAGACAGUUUAUAGACCCUCUAUAGAUUUCCUAUAGAGUCAUGUGGAGCCACUCCAGACAGUGUUAUACAAACUAGCCUCUCAGGGCUCGUGUCUCAGGUGUGUAUAGUGAUAACUCAACUAGACUUAUUACCCAUGAUCCUCUGCUCCCCAGCCUACAUUUGACAAGCACAAUUCACUUCUCUGGAAAAAGGUUACUGAAAAAGGGGAAAUAUUUGUACUGCCUUAUCUUGUCCAUAUCCAGCUUUACUCUGUGCUUGCCUCAUUGAAAUAGUGGCUCCUCCAGAUUGUAUCGUGGUUUUGUUAUGAGUUGAAGCAAUUGAGUUAUUUUGUAUAAAUCCUCUUAAGGUUUAACAUAUGGUUUGACAUUCUGUAUAUGUACAGUAAUUGAUCCAUUUCUGAUUUGAUUUGGGUUGUAGUUGUUGUGUCCAGGUUAUAUUAUGUGGGAUGGGCUAGUUCAUCCUAUCCAAGCCCACUGAAGUAGCUAUCACUGGAAAGAAGAUUUCAGCACUGCAAUGUGAAUGAAUGAAGAACUGGUAUUAGCUGCCCAUUUUUUCAUUCCUUGGACAAAAAAAUGAACUGAAAUGUACUUACAAUCCAUGCCUUAAAUUAUGCAACAGAGGUCCUGAAUUUGUUUUGAUAUCAGAGUUGAGAUCUCUCUGAUUUCAGUUUAAAGGAGAUGGGAUGAACACGUUCACCUCCUGAAAACCUGAACUGAAAUCGAAUUGUCUCAAUCCCUGGGUCAAAUCACGGUUUGAUUUGUUUGUUGUUUGCCUAUUAAUAAAAUGAAAUAAAGAUUUUAAAGGGA
Molecule: messenger RNA, 4039 nt
Organism: Hypomesus transpacificus
Lineage: Eukaryota; Metazoa; Chordata; Actinopteri; Osmeriformes; Osmeridae
Product: serine/threonine-protein kinase 4-like
Exons: 11
Coding region: 417-1916 (499 amino acids)
Biological process (GO): intracellular signal transduction; regulation of MAPK cascade; protein phosphorylation
Cellular component (GO): cytoplasm
Molecular function (GO): ATP binding; protein serine/threonine kinase activity
Source: RefSeq, a predicted model, not a curated record